CAGCGACGUCAGUCGUGGCCUGGCCGUGCCGUGCACAACGCGACGCGCGCCCGACACUUAAUAUAAUAACAACCCGAGGAGCGCGCCCUGACACAUACAUAUAUUUGUAUUUGUGUAUAUAUGUAUCGUGCGUAUAAUACGACGACGACGAGCUUUGUGGAGUGUCACGAUACUGCAACUACUACUACUGUUGUUGUCAUAAUAUUAUAAAUAUAAUAACGUUAAACACGCGUUGUUGUUUCGCGAGGCUUUCGUUGAAUUGACAUCGUCGUCGUUGGACGCAGUGAUUCGACGUGCAAAAAGAAAAAAAAACAAGCGAGCAGCGCUUGAUAUAAAUAAAUAAAUGAAUAUAUGAAUGAAUAAAGCGAAGACGAGUGCGCGAAUCGCUAGAUAUCGUAUAUAUAUCGCGGGUGAACGACUGUGUGCUUCGUUUUUUUGUUUUUUGAGUUUUCUCGGUGUUGGUGUUUGUGCGCGUGUCAGUGGCUAAGCAGGAAUAAUACUACGUUCUACUGUUGUUAUUUUUAAUUUUUCAAUUUACUCAAACACACACGGAAAAUUAGACAAAACAUCUACCUGCGACGGCGAGAGGGCGAGUUGUGUACGCAUUGUGUAUAGCAGACGAAUAAUACACGGUGUGGUGUGUUAAAGGCUCGCGACUCUGCGGGCGCAGGACAUACACACCAUAAAAGCAACGGCAAAGGAUAGAGCGAGGGAGCCAAGAGAGGACGUCGUCGGCAGCAGCAGCAGCGUCGUCUGCUCCUCUGUGCACCCGCGUACAUACAUACAGAUAUUCAGCUUUGCUUUGCUCUCACACACACAUUCGUAGAAACAGGGUGGAAGCGCGCGCGCGAAAUACUCGCGCGCUCAGAGGGAACGACCUUUUUGCCUGUGUCUGUGUGUUAUACGUGCGCGGCUCACUGAAUUCGUGUGUAAAUUGUGCGCGUGUAUAAAUAUAUGAAGAAAAAAAACUGCUCACUGGCAGGUGCAGCAGCGUAUUAUAUAUCUAUAUAGUUGUGUGUAGUGUUUCUCUGUGUGUGCGUGAGUGUGUGUAUCCGUGUGCUUCCGGGGACUUUGCACCUCACUCGGCGGCUCGUAUACAUACACAACAGCAGCGAGCUGCGAAAUUUUCUCACACAAUUCCGUACAGAGAGAAUCGAGUGUGUGUUUGUGUGUGCGUGGAGGUGGGUUGUUUUGUUGAUGACCCAGGAUAACGACGAAGGAAGAGAAUAAGUGCAAAAAAAAGAAUAGAAGAAGAAGGUUUGAACUGACUCGACCGACCCCGAUGUUAUAGUAGUAAUUACGAAAAUAGAAGUCCAAGGUUACUCCCCGCAUAUAAGGGGAGAGAGAGACAGAGAGAUUGACAUAGGCCGCCACCCUCAACACAGUCUCCGUUGCUGCUGUCAUCGCCGUCGCUGCUACGAAAAAAAAAUACGAAAAUAAAAAUAUCAUAACCGUGUGUACAAGGGGAGAGAAGAGACAGAGACUCUCUGCGUAGACGAAAGUCGAAACACACACACAUACACAGCAGCAGAGCAGAGCAGAACGGCAGAGAAAGCGAGAGAGAGGCUGAGAGGGUGAAAGAGCCAGAGCAGGUCUCUGUGGCAUUCAAGCUCUCGCCUGCUGCUGCUGCUGCAAGGGAGAGAGAAGCACGGCGGUGUGGUGGCCGCGCGCGGGGGUCGCGUACUCUCUCGCUCUCUACGGCUGCUGCUGCUGAUCGAUAAGCUCUCCCUCCUCGUAGCGCUCCCACACACACAGAGAAGGAGCUUUCGUGCGUGUGCGUGUGUGUAGUGGCAGCAACAACGGGGGUGGCCGAUGCUGCUGCUGCUGCCGCCACCCGCUGCUGCUACUGCUACUGCUGCUGCGAGAGAGAGUAACGACGUCGUCGUCGUCGUCGUCUCUGGAGCCGUUGCCGCUGUUACCGCCGACAACGCCGCCGCUGUGCUGCAGCAGCGGCAGCAGCCAUGAGGCUCGUAGUCGAUGAUAAUAAUCGACUCGUCCUGGAGGAUACAAUGACAUGCUGCGAUCUUUGCUUAUUGUCGUCUUGAAGACGCUUUUCUGUUUUAUAGAGACACGAGAUUAUUAAAUUUAUCUAGGACUUGCGUGCGUAAAGGGGGUCAUAUCCUUUGCCUUUUUUUGCACCUAACAUGAAAGAACACAAAGAGUCGAAAUCGUCCGAGAUGCAUCAACAACAGCAGCAACAGCAACAAGCCGGCGGCGACACGAGCGGCGGCCCGGUCGUGUUGAAGAGCCUGCUGAAAAAACCCGGCCAGUCGUCGAGGGCCAAGGGCGCCGCCAAGAAUCGCGUCGUCAUCAACGAGAAGAUGAACGAGUUCUUCGCCGCCGAUUACAUAAUCCUCAUCAAGGAGGAGUGCUGCCCGGAUUACGAGGAGGAGUGCGACUGCUGCUGCCAGGAGCACGAGAUGAUACGCCUCGGAAAUUGCAAGGAGUGUCGGGCCGAGCUCGAUCUGCACUUCGAGGACGGCAGCCACGGGCCCGACGACGAAUGCGAGGACGACGAGGACGACGAGGACGAGGACAUGGAGGAGGACGAAGUCGAUGACGAUGGGGAAGACGAUAACGAUAUACAUCAUCAUCGUCAGCAGCAACAGCAACAACAGCAGCAUCACCAUCAUCAUCAGCAGCAGCAACAACAACAGUUGCAACAACAGCAACAGAAUGCCAUGAACAACAAGGCCAGUAGCGAGCAAGAGCAACGCGGCCGAAUCAAUCAGGCGCGCAGGCAGCAGCAGCGCGAGACCCUGAGCCCGCCCGAGGGCUACAAGGAUCUGUGCAUAGCCGCGCAGGCACGCCAGGAGAUGGAGGACGCCAUGGAGGAGGAGGCCGCCGCGGCUGCCCUCGCUCAACAGCAGCAACAGCAGCAGCAGGGCGGCCGGCCCGUCUGCGCCGAGUGCGACUAUUACCAGAGACAGGCUGCCACUGCAGAAUACGUGCGGAGAGUCUUGCACGAGCGGAGUUUAUUAUCCGACUACGCAAGGAGUCGAGGAGUCCCAGAUGUGCCAUCGAACGCCAACAAUGCGGAAGAUCAUCAUCAGCAGCAGCAUCAUCAGCAGCAGCAACCGCCCAGCGUGCCGUUACGCAACAACAGUAUUAAUCACGACGACGCGACGAGCAGCAGUCAUCAUCAGCAGCAGCAGCAGCAGCAGCAGCAGCAGAUGCACGAUAGUUGGCGCACGACGUCGCAAGACUCCACGGCUACGGAGGACUCGUCGUCGCUCCAAGGGCCGAUCGAUCAGAAUCAACAAACUACCCCAGACGUUCAGCAGCGUUACCUCGUGGAGACGAUCACGAUGACGACCGUGACGGAGCGUCGGAUCGUCCGCGAGAUCAGCGAGGAGGACAGCAAUCGCGUCGGCAGCCUCGAGGACUCGACGACGGCGAGCGACGGCACGAGUCGCCAGCCCUCGAUCGAGUCGCAAAAGUCCAUGGACGACUCGAAGGCGAGCAACGGCGGCCAAUCGAACGGUGGCGACUCGUCCAAAUCCUCGGACGACUCGUCCUCGGACAAGGACAAGCCGUCGGAUCUGUCGCUAGCGGUGAAGAUCGGCAGCGUCAACACCCUCGUCUCGAACAGCCUCAAGCCGAACUCGGCGGUGCGUCAGCUGUUCCCGGAUCCGCGCUUCAUCUCACCGCCGCCCGCGCCCGUCAAGAGCCUGUCCGCGGAUCUCGAGGACGCCCAGCUCGAGGACACGGUGGACGGCAAGUUCCUCGUGACCGCGGAGAGCCUCAAGCUCUUCGACGCCGUCAAGCGCACCAAGAUGGGCUCGAGCGGGCGCAGCGAGUCCUGCGACGUGGGCGGCGACUCGCAGUCGUCCAGCACCAGCAUCAAGCGCACCAUCGAGCGCAACGCCCUGCGGCGCAGCCUCAACUGCAAGUACGACUCGCUGCGACGCAAGAAUCUGCGCAGCAAGGAUCUGACCCUGGAGGAGAGGAUCAGGCAGCUGACCUGCGUGGACGACAACGAGACGGACAACGGUAGUGCCACGGAUACGACGAGCGGUGGCGGCGGAGGAAAUAAUCUAGCGAGCCUCGAGAACAACAACACGGGCCGCAUAACCCACCUGAAUCACAAUCACCAGCAUCACAAUCACAAUCAUCACGUGAUCAUGAACGGGGUCGGUGGCAUGAUUAACAACAUGAUGGAGGGCGUGGACCAUCUGCAUCUGCCGAUGCAGCUGCCAACGCGUACGUCGCCGUCGGGCGAGGAACGACCCAACAAAGGUCAUGUCAUGAUGCAGCAGCAGCAUCAGCAACAACAGCAACAGCAGCAGCAACCGCACCAUCAUCACCAUCACAAUCAUCACGGCACGUCGUCGUCGUCGGCCUAUCGGCGCAUCACCGAGAUGUUCGGCGGCCAGAAGAAAAACUCGUCGUCCGCGAACAACAGCGAUCUGAAUCUGCCCGACAUCAGCAAGCAGGUCGCCAGCUGCAACAAACAACAGCAGUCCAACAGCAACAACAAAGCCAACAAGCAGUUCCUCGCCAGUCUCGCGCCCCUGUCCUGCGUCUCGGCCAACAGCAUGGACGGCCGCGAGGACUACUACCAGCGGCUGCCCGUUCGCAUGCAGCAGCACCAGCAGCAUCAGCAUCAGCACCAGCACCAACAGCAACAGCAGCCGGGCGAUCGCAACUCCAUCUCGCACAACUCGGACUCGUCCUACAGCCUCGAGGACAUCGAGGACGCCCUCAACGACGGGAUCCCGGCGCCGCCCGACGUCACCCGAGGCACACCGACGUCGGCUGGCCCGUCGAUGGAGGCUUUCGGUGGCGCCGGGGCCGGUGGCAACGACGCCAGCGACGAGCUGCAGGCCUUCGUGGAGCAGGACAAGUCGAGAAUCGAGCGGAUCAAGCGACGCUACGAGUCCGAGGACAGUCGUGCUAAUAGCUCCUCCGAGCAGCAGCACGACAACAGCAAAAACAAGAGCAGCACGACCGAGGACGACGACGAGGACGACGAGCUCAACGAUUACGGCUUCAAUCGACGGCCCUCGGUGCGCGGCAUCAAGGCCCAGUUCAAGACGACCAACGAGAUCGUGCACCAGCUGAGGACGCGUAGUGCCGCCGCCAACUCGCUGCCCGAGGCCUGUCGUUUGGGCUUCCCCGGUGGAAACCAACAGCAGCAGCAGCAGCAGGACGACGCGAUGAGCACCUCGUCGGCGGCCUCGGACAUCUACCGGGUGACCUACACCAACGACGUGCACGCCGACCCCUCGACCAUCACGCGCAUCAACAACAUGCAGAAGCAGAUCAACGAGAUCUACCAGAGCAUCGCCGAGAGCAGCAUCAGCAGCGUGCUGCUCGAGCAGCAGAAGCAGAUGGCCGGGGCCGGGCCCAUACCGUAUCUCGACGGCACCCUGCCGCGCACCAUGAGCGCCUCGACGCAGGCCGCGAUCGAUCAUCGCAACAACGUCGCCGCCGCGGCUGCUGCCGGUGGAGGCGGCGGCGGUACGAUGCUGAAUCAGGCGCGAAUGCUGCGCAUCGCCGGCGGUGGCGAGGUGCUGCCCGCCUCGAGCACGCCCCCGGGCGUCUACAGCACCCUGCCCAAGGCGCAUCGGGCCCAUCCGGGCCAGAUUCAGACGUCGUACGCCGCGGCGGGCACCUACUCGUGCAUCGUGCCCCAGGCUCAGGCCGCGAUCAACAACGGCCAGGCGGGGGCUCAAGCCGCGGCAGCGGGUUCCAAGUGCUACAGGACCAUGUACGUCGUUCCGUACAACGGCAACGCUCCGCAAGAUCCGACCUAUCAGAAUCUGCAGAGGAUCGGCAUGACUCAGCAGCAGCAGCAGCAACAGCAGGCAAUCGGUUAUUCCGAGCAACAGCAGCAGCAGCUCGAGAGGUAUCCUUACGCGAGGAACGGCAGGAUCGAGGCACCGACGUCGCAGCAACAGCAACAGCUACAGCAGCAGCAGAGAUAUUACGUGUCCAAUAACAGGCCAGCGACGAUACCGAACACUCAAACUACGUCAGCGGCGCUUCACCUUCACCUCCAUCAAGCCGAGGAGUUUCAAGUCUCGUCUUCCGCGGCCACCGGUCGGCCACCGUCGGGCGCUCUACAGAUCAGCUCCGCAGCGGCGGCGGCGAGCGCCGCAAUUGGGUCGCAAGCUCUGCCGGUGGUGCCGCCACCGCCACCGCCCGACGAGUCCGUCUACAACGUGCAGACCUUGUCGGGCGUCACGUACUCGAUUUGUCCGCCGCCUCCGCCGUCCCAGACCACGGCCACCUACACCUAUCAGAUGCAGAUACAGGGUCGGCUAUCCGACAUGCAGACCCAGAGCGCCGUGGCGGCGGUGCAGGCCGCGGCCGUGGCGGCCACCACUGAUCCGAUGUUGAGCCUCCUGAACACGUCGUCGCAGCUGCUCCAGGCGACCAACAAGGUAGCCGCGGCGCAGCAGCAGCAGCAGAGCCUCACCACGACGACCAUGACGACGCCCUCGGGGCUGGGUGGCACUUCGUCGCUACUGUCGUCGCCCACCAAGCACCACCAGCAGGCCCUCUACCACACGGGCAGUCUGCAGCGGGGCUGCAGCGUGGCGGAGCGCGGGGUACCCGAGGGCGCCGCCUCGGCACCGUCGCACGACUUCGUCGUCAGCCAGAGCCUGACGUCGACCAUGAUGACUUCGCAGCAGCAGCAGCAACAGCAACAGAUGCAGCAGAUGCAGGACGGUCAAGCUCAAGCGACGACGCAGCAGGAUCAACAGAAUCCCGUUUAUUAUGCCAUGAACGUCUGAGAAGAGUUUUACUCAGUACACGGCGACAAGGAACUAAUAAGGUGUGAUCUUAUGUGAACGCGAAAUAUAUUAUUAAGUGUAUUUAACGAUGCGUGCCGCAGAAACGUAAUAUAUAUAAUAUAUUGUAACGAGCCAAGUGUACGGCGCUGAACGAGACGCCUCUGUCAUUAUAAUAGUGUAUUAACUCGUUAUCGUUUUUUUUCUUCUUAUUUCUUUCUUAAUUUUUACUAAUUUUUUAAGUUAUUGUGUAAUCGGUCAAAUUAUGUAAGUCGAACUAACGAGCGGAGAGUUCGUUAGUUGUGUUUUUGUUUUUUAUUAUUAUUAUUUUUUUAUUUUUGUACGGAAUGCACAAAGAUUGUUAAACGUUACGCAGAUCGACGGACUGAGAACUGAUACAAAAUUUCAUUAAUAAAUAAACCCACGACAAACUCGCAGCAACGUCACGGCCAAUGGUAUAUAAUCACACACUUGUAUUUAAACGAACGAAGCACCGUGUUAUUGAGACGAAAACUAAUUUUUUCCACGACGACGAAGACGAAGACAUCAACAGCAACAACAACAGCAGCAACUACAUAUUAUUAUCUUGCUCUUAAAAACUUGAAAAAAAAUUAAAUUAAAUAGUAAUAAUGAUAAAGCUAAUGGGAAUUUUCGCAAAUUUUUAACAGACUGACUUGGACUCAACUCUUUUAUCGUGUGUUUUUUAAAGGGAUCGUUCUUCUAGCGAGUAGUCGAAAAACUUGUACUCUACUUUAUAUACUGAACUGUACAUUUUUAUUGAGUUUGACGUUUUGAAUAAUCUUAUACACUUUCGAACUUUUAAAUGUAGAUAGAAAAAUUGUAUAAUAUACUGGAAUCAUUUGUGACAAAGGAAUUAAAUAUCAGAAUUGGAGACAACGCAAUUUAUACAAGCGGCAUUUGUCAAAUUUCUACAUGUGGCAAAUGCAUUUUUGAAUAUGAAUGAUUGGUAUAUUAUAUAAUGAUGCUAUAAGUGUAUCACAUUUUUUACGAUCUUCCAAUAACUAUUUGUAUUUUCGAGAGUCUUUUCUUUGUGUUUUAUUUUUUGAUAACGACUCGGUCUUCGAAAAAAAGGCGAAAAAUCUCACAGUAUUAAAAUGCAUAGUAUUUUAUAAUUAAUGAUUAGGAAAUCGAUACUUAACCGUCGCUCUAAUCAAAAUAAAAAUAAUGCAGAAGAAUAAUAAUAAACAAUUAUUAAUAAUAAAAAUUAUCUAUAAGGAAUGAUUACGCGCCAAAGAUGCACCGAAGGAGUAAUGGUAUUUAGAAAAAAAAAAUAGUUCGAACUGGUGUAAAAAAUAGAUUAUUAUAUAUGCUAUUGUAGAAAAAAAAGAUAUCAAUUGUAAAGUUUACAAAAAAAUAUAUAAAUUUGUAUUUUUCGGUCGUAAUUAUAAUCGCCAAAAAACAAGUGAACUGUGUAUCCCAAAGUGGACAAUGGAGUUGAUGUGUUAUAAUGAUGGAUCCUCAUUGAGGAAGACUCAAUUUUAACAUACGUUUAAUCGUCUGUUAUAUUCGGCCAAACAGUGUAUAAGAAUGAUAAUAAGAAAUGUUGAGUAGUUAAUGACAUUUUUUGUUAUACGCGAAUCGUUGCUGUAAUUUUUUUAAUGAAAUUUGAAAAAUAUUCUAUUAAUCGUGUAGACAAUUUAUAUAAGAAAAUUAUAUAUAUACCACGAAGUUUAUUCGUUGUAUUUGAUAGCGAGUAAAAAAACUAUGUAAUAUUUAAAAGAAAAAAAAAACAAAAAUGUAUCAACUUUUUCUCGAAAGUUUUCAAAGAUC
Molecule: messenger RNA, 8531 nt
Organism: Trichogramma pretiosum
Lineage: Eukaryota; Metazoa; Arthropoda; Insecta; Hymenoptera; Trichogrammatidae
Product: J domain-containing protein DDB_G0295729
Exons: 6
Coding region: 2145-6743 (1532 amino acids)
Biological process (GO): regulation of transcription by RNA polymerase II
Cellular component (GO): mediator complex
Molecular function (GO): transcription coactivator activity
Source: RefSeq, a predicted model, not a curated record